UCCUUCACCAAGACCAAACAUGCCUAUUCGAUACUUCAUAAUGAAGAGUAGCAAUUUGAGGAACCUUGAAAUUUCUCAACAGAAGGGAAUCUGGUCUACAACCCCUAGUAAUGAGCGGAAGCUAAAUCGAGCCUUUUGGGAAAGCAGCAUGGUUUACUUGGUAUUUUCUGUUCAAGGAUCUGGACAUUUCCAGGGAUUUUCUAAGAUGUCUUCUGAGAUAGGAAGGGAGAAGAGCCAGGACUGGGGCUCAGCUGGACUUGGAGGAGUAUUUAAAGUGGAAUGGAUACGAAAAGAAAGUCUUCCCUUUCAGUUUGCCCACCAUUUACUCAAUCCUUGGAAUGACAACAAGAAGGUCCAGAUAAGCAGAGAUGGGCAGGAACUAGAACCUCAAGUUGGUGAACAGUUGCUCCAGUUAUGGGAACGCCUUCCACUGGGAGAAAAAAACACAACUGAUUGACAUUCAGAACUCUUAGCCGCAGAAGAACAUCAUGCCUAUUAUAUGACCACUAAAUGCACUGACUUCUAAAAACUGAGAUUGGGGUUGUGUAUUGUGAAUGGGCUUUUCUGAUUUAGAGUGUUGCUUCAGAACCACCAUCUUCAUUUAUAAGGGAAAAAGAUCAUUUACAUUUUUAUAGUGAUUAUAAGGAAUGAUUAUGUAAUGUUUAUAAUGAGUAAAAUAAUAGUAGUUUCAUUUAUUUGACACAAUAGAAGUUAUUUUAAACAAACUUAAUUUGAAAUUAAAUCUUUCUUUAAAACUGAAUUACAGCUGUUAUUGGUAACUUUUUAAUGCAAAGUAAAUUAUUUACUUUUAAGAAAGGCCUGAAUAUAUUAGUACAUCUAAGCACCAUUUUAGGAGUCAACUCUUAAGAUUUAUUAUUAAAAAACAACCAAUGAACCAAAUUCUAAAAAUAUCCUUUUGAAAAUAGUAUGUACUGAUUAAGGGCUAUUCAUUCUGCCACUUUUGCUCUGAGACACAUUAAGAAAAAAGGAGGGGAUGUUCUUUUUAUGUGACUAUGAAAUGCAAUAAAAUCUGAAGAAAGGCAAAGAGCUCCAAUGUUUACCAUACCUCAUCCUUUCCUCCCAUGUAACAACCUUCACGCAUCUCUUAUAUGAGCACAGUAAUUAUGACCUCUUUGUUUUGACCACAGAAACUUGAUUUAGGCAAGUUAAACAUUUAAACAAGUUUAUACAAGUUUAAAAAAAAAUGCUCAAUAGUUAUUGGUAGCUUGGUUGCUGUAUGUCUUCAAAACUAAAGUCAGCAAGUACCACAAGAAUUCUAAAUUCCUUCUUAAAUUUUGUUUUUAGUACUUUUUGUCCAACUUGUAUUUUCAGAUAUGCUUUUCCUUUCUUUGCAUUUACAGUUUAAUAAAUGGAUGAUGGGUUUUUUUUUUUGUAAACCUGUGUUAGUGCCAAGUCUUAUUUCUUUGCCAUCUCAGAAUUAUUUGGUUUGAUCUCUAAAAGUAUCCUUAGAAACUUUUUGAAGGGAAAAUGGAGGUACAGGGAGAAAUGAAAAAAUGUAUUGGUUACUGAGCUCUAAAUAGAACAGGAUUGAUAGCCCUUCUCCUGAAACAUUUAAGUCAUUGUUAUGAGAAAAAAAACCCCAAAAGACAAAAAACAAGAAUCUAAUGUCAGCUGUGAUUUUUGCCUGUAUUUAUAGUUAUUAGUUUUUUUGUUUUGCACUUUGAGACAUACCUGUAAAUUGAGCCUAUGUGAAUUAUGUUCCACUGUAUGUUUAUUACAGUUUUUUCCCUAUUAGAGCAACUUGUGUUUUCCUCAUAAUGUAUAAAUUUUUUAGGUAUAUAUUUAGCAAUUCACAGUAUUCUAAAUUUGGAAGGACUUUUAAGAAAUACACUUGUUUUAAUUUUUAUCUGUUUUCUAAUAUUUAUCCCUGUAUGUAAAUGAUGGGUUUGUUGGUAUUUAAAAUGAAUACAAUUUGAAUGUAAUUAACAUGCUGUUUUUGGAAGAGAUGAACUUUAUGUAUACUUAUUAAAUGAAAUUCUGUUAAAUUAU
This is a messenger RNA of Galeopterus variegatus (Sunda flying lemur), 2010 nucleotides long. RefSeq names its product YTH domain-containing protein 2-like. NCBI's taxonomy places the organism in Eukaryota, Metazoa, Chordata, Mammalia, Dermoptera, Cynocephalidae. Gene Ontology annotation, cellular component: nucleoplasm. The transcript is spliced from 4 exons. Gene Ontology annotation, molecular function: N6-methyladenosine-containing RNA reader activity; mRNA binding. Bases 20 to 457 code for a protein of 145 amino acids. The record is from RefSeq and is a predicted model, not a curated record. Gene Ontology annotation, biological process: regulation of alternative mRNA splicing, via spliceosome; mRNA splicing, via spliceosome.